GGGCGGGUCCCAAAGGGGCGGGGUCCCGGGGUCCUUGAAAGGGACGGACCCCGCCGAUCCCACUCAGUCCCGCGCUCCUGCCGGCUCCCGCCCAGUCAGCCCACCUGGACCCGGCGCCACCAUGCCCAAGUGCCCCAAGUGCGACAAGGAGGUGUACUUUGCUGAGCGGGUGACCUCCCUCGGGAAGGAUUGGCAUCGGCCUUGCCUGAAGUGUGAGAAAUGUGGAAAGACGCUGACCUCAGGGGGUCACGCCGAGCAUGAAGGCAAGCCCUAUUGCAACCACCCCUGCUAUGCUGCCAUGUUCGGACCCAAAGGCUUUGGGCGUGGUGGAGCUGAGAGUCACACUUUCAAGUGAACCCAGGUUUUGGAGACCCCAUCCCUGGCUGCCCGCUGGGCCACUGCCCCUCCAGGCUGAUGGGAGGCCUUCCCCACAAGCACCUGGGUCUCUCCUGUAGACCUCUAUGCCCUCAAUAAACCCGGACUCCUGGAA
Molecule: messenger RNA, 490 nt
Organism: Camelus dromedarius (Arabian camel)
Lineage: Eukaryota; Metazoa; Chordata; Mammalia; Artiodactyla; Camelidae
Gene: CRIP1
Product: cysteine rich protein 1
Exons: 5
Coding region: 122-355 (77 amino acids)
Biological process (GO): intrinsic apoptotic signaling pathway in response to DNA damage; regulation of gene expression
Molecular function (GO): zinc ion binding
Source: RefSeq, a predicted model, not a curated record